Messenger RNA from Neoarius graeffei (lesser salmon catfish), 5084 nucleotides. RefSeq names its product TSC complex subunit 1a (gene tsc1a). The transcript is spliced from 22 exons. NCBI's taxonomy places the organism in Eukaryota, Metazoa, Chordata, Actinopteri, Siluriformes, Ariidae. Gene Ontology annotation, cellular component: TSC1-TSC2 complex. Bases 371 to 3727 code for a protein of 1118 amino acids. Gene Ontology annotation, biological process: negative regulation of cell population proliferation; negative regulation of TOR signaling; regulation of cell cycle. The record is from RefSeq and is a predicted model, not a curated record.
CUCCAUUCUUUCCUUUUGAUUUAUUUGCUCUUCUUCGCCUCAGUUACACACCCAAAACGGCAGCUAUAACACUGUCAGGUCGUGACUGUGAACUCUGCGAUUGUUUUUGUGAAAUAAUCCUGCACUUUAUUUGCACUUGGACUUGUAUUCGGAACGAAAACGCUGUGUGUGUGUGUGUGUGUGGGACUAUUUUUUUCUCCCGUCCGCGGAAGGAGACUGCGCAGUGCAGGGCGUCCAGGGUCGUGAGGUGUCCAAGAUGGCGGCAGCGUGUGAGGUCUAGGUUUAUUAAAAGGCACUCCAUGUUGACCCAAGAGAGCCUCAGGAUCCACUGUGACAAAGCCUGUAGUCCUGCCAUCUGUCCUGCACUACCAUGGCCAAGGACCAGCCAAAUGUGUUUGACCUCCUUCCGCUUCUGGAAUCCACAGAUCUGCAUGACCUGGAGCAGGUUAGAAGUGUCUUACAGGAGAACCUUAGUGCAGAUAAAGGGUCUGUGCUUCUCAAUGGCCUUGUGGAUUAUUACCUGGACACCAGCUCUCCUCAGGCUGUGGACCUUCUGUCCUCCAUCAGGGAACCUCACGACAAGCACCUUUUAGACAAGAUGAACGAGUGCAUGGCCAAGCCGAGCAGCAGGCUCCUGACCCUGACGCUUCUCGGUCAUGUUGUUCGCAAGCAGCCGCCAUGGAUUCACAAGAUCACUCGCUUCCCUCUGCUCACUUCACUACUCAAAUGCCUCAAGACCGAGUCUGAUGUUGUGGUUCUGAUAUCUGGAGUGUUGGUGUUAGUCAUCCUGCUACCCAUGAUACAACAGACCAGCAAACAGCUCCUGUUUGAGUUUUUCGACAUCUUUGGACGACUUGCAGCUUGGAAUCAGAGAAACCCAAGCCAUGCUCAGGGAGUGUAUGCAGUUCACCUGCACGCCAGCGUGUACUCAUUCUUUCAUCGCCUCUACGGCAUGUACCCCUGCAACUUUGUGUCCUACCUGCGCUCCCACUAUAGCAUGAAGGAGAACGUGGACACUUUUGAGGAAGUAGUUAAGCCGAUGCUUGAGCAUGUCCGGAUCCAUCCGGAGCUUGUUACCGGAACCAAAGACUAUGAACUGGACCCGAUUAGGUGGAAGAGGUUCGAGACCCACGACAUUGUGAUCGAAUGUGCCAAAGUGUCCCUGGACCCUAAGGAAGCGUUCUGUGAGGAGGGCUACACGUCCCUGCCUGACCGUGUGCCACGGCAACUCGGAGACAGCAGCAGGUCCUGCUCAGAUCUCAGCACCCAUGGAAGUUCAUCCGUCACCUCAGUGGCCACAGUUCGCCAGUCCCUUUGCCUUUCCUUACCCCAGCUGACAGUCACUCAGCACCCAAGCCUCAAUCCACAGACCCCCAUUGUACAGGGUCUUGAGGCAACGUCCUCAGGGAUGAAGGAGGCCGUGUGGAGCCCUUCCUCUGUGUGUGGGAUGAGCACCCCUCCCAGCUUCAGAGGAAUGUCCCCCACCACCGUCUCUGAUCUCUCACAUAGUGCCUCCCACUUGUCAGGGCGGGUCCCGAGCACACCAGUGGAUGGGAAGUGGACUCCGUUUGCAUCCACGCCCUCAGAGUCCUCCCCUCUCCCGUUGCUCUUGGGGGAAUUUGAGCACACUGCCCAACCCACCAGCAUUACUCUCCCACAUCCUAAGACAAAUCAGGAGAUAAAAAAAGGCGCGACUAUCAACGGCAAAGGUACAGGCGACAGUCUUGGUCCUUUUUCAUUGAUGGAGCUCUCUGACAUUGUGAAGAGGACCGAGAGAGAGAAAGAAGAUGCCAUCGCAGCAGAGCUGCUGACACUAACCCAGGGCAAACCUGACCCGCUCCCCACGCCAGCCCUGGAUACAUCCUUCUCCAGCACCACAGACACAUCCCUCCCCUUAAACUCCAACAUUUAUACCCUGCCUCAUAACCUGGUCUCCACCCCAGACAGGGUGGUGAACCACACUAAAGGAGCAGACCAGCAGCCUUCCUGGAGCUUGUGGCCCUGUUGGACUCCCAUGGAGAACUCCUCCUUGAGCCCUUCUGCAGCUGAAAGCACCUCCGUGGAGCUGUUUAAGGGCUCGUUCUCUUACGAGCAUCUCUUUGACCUGGCCUUGCCAAAGCUGGCGUCUCUGUUUGUGGAAAGGAGGACUGUCGAGUCUCAACAGAAGGCUGGCAGAGAGGAGGUGGAGGUGGGGGAUCUGCCUGCUACGUCCCCUCUGGAGGUGCUGGAUCGUCUCAUUCAGCAAGGUCAUGACCUUCAUGAAAAAGUCUUGAAGAGAUCUCCUUCGUCAAACCCCUCAGCUGAGCCGCACUGUGGAGGUAAACAUCACAGCACUAAAGGAAAAGGCUCCGGAAUCCCUGAUGAACUGGCACUGUUGCGCAGUCAGCUGCUGCUCCUGCACAAUUAUCUGCUUUAUGAGAGGCACAAAAGAGAGCAGCACGCACUGCGCAACCGCCGCCUACUCCGCCGUAUCAUCAACGCCACUGCGCUGGAGGAACAGAACAACUCGAUGAAGGCCCAGCUGCGGUUGCAGGAGGUGGAGAUCCAGACUCUGCGGGUGAGUCUGCAGGAAGAGCAGGCGCGCUCCAAACAUCUGCAGCAGGAAGGAGAGGCGCAGGUGCAGCAGCUCCACAGCCAACUCCAGAAGCUUCAGCACGAGAGGCAUGACUACUGUACCAAGACUCAGGAGCUCCAGAGUGACUUGCAGGAAAGUAAGAAGAGAAUGGAUGAGAUGGAGGCGGAGCUACAGAGAGCUAAUAACAAAUUGUGCAAUACGGGACAUCUGCUCAGCCAGCUGACUAUCAAGCUCAACAACAGUGAAAGCCUGGAGCAACAGAUGGCCUUCUUGAACAAACAGCUGUUACUGCUGGGCGAAGCCAAUAAACUGUGUGUACAGGAAGUCCAGCGCCUCGGACCGGACUCGCAUAAAGAGAAGAAGAUGCUGCAGAUGUGCUCCACACGAGAGAGCGAGCGGUUGAGGCAGAGCUCCAUCCAGCAGAGCCAGAGGCUGGAGGCGGCCCAGCAGCGCAUCACUGACCUGGAGACCCAGCUCACCAAGAAAGAGCACCUCAUCCUGGAGCAGAAGAAACUCCUGGAAAAUGUCAAAAAUCAGGCCAAAGGGCAGCUGCAAGCUUCUGAGAACAGGUAUCUUGCCCAAAAGCAUGUGACUCAGGCGCUACAGUCCAAGAUGCUCCAGCUGUACAGUCAGCUCGAGCUCACCAGCCUCUCAAACAGCACACCAGCAGGAGGAACAGCUGAACCAGGCAGCCCUCAAAACCAGAAGCCGAAAGGCAACGAUACCUCCGGUUCAGCUCAAACCUCCGAGUCAGGGAAAAGAGAGGAAACUUCUUACGUGUGCGUGAACGGCGAGCUGCCACCGCUGUCCCCCGGAUCAACGCUGAUCAACGGCAGUAAGGAAGAAGACCUUCCCGUCCUGUCCUGCAGCUCUCCUUUGGCCGAGAGCUUCCUGGGAAUGCACAACCAAGAGCUGCUGAAGAAGACGAAGAGUCCAUAUAAGGAAGAGCACGCCCACCGGAUUCAUGACCAGGGCUCCGAGCCUGCUGAAAGACGCCCUGAGCUCACAGGAUCCCAGAGGCUGGCGGAGGAAGAACCCGAACUCCUCCCGCCUGUGGAUCGGCACAGAGCUCGCGCUUACAACAUCCAGAGGCGCAGACGGCACGACCUGCACAUCAUGGAUUACAACGAGACCCACCAGGAGAAGACAUAAAGGAGCUGCGAAGGUUGGCUUAGCGGGACCGCAACUGUAGAUUUGCUUGCAACACUAGAUGGGAGGAUUUAAAAAAAAAAAAAAAAAGUUUUGACCUCUGCAGCAGCACUCUUAAUUUUAACAAGAGUGGACUGCGUUGUUUUAGCAAAAUGUUUUAAAAGCUCUACUGUAUUACAAAACGGCCAAAAAAAAAAGAGAGAGAGAGGUGUGUGUGUGUGUGUGUGUGUGUGUGUGUGUGUGUGUGUGUGUGUGUGUACCGAGGGCUUAAAGCUAUAGCAUCACUAUGUUUUAGGGGUCGUGUGUGUUUGUUUUUGGGCUGCACUCACAUUCUUGAGAUUUCAGUUAAACUCGAACCUAAAACCUACUGACUGUAGCUUUAACCAAUCCAUCCACUCUUAGUCAAGUAACCACCAUGGUGUGAAAUAAAAGCACUUUGCCGUCGCAUAAAAAGUACACUCGAGACGUUUUGUUCUCUGGUCAAUUUGGGUUUAUUCCUGUAUUGGAUUGUUUGAUAGACAUUUCAGCUUCAGGUGUGUGUAAAGCACGCUGCAGUGGUGGUUAUGCUGCGUGUGUGUGUGUGUGUGUGUGUGGAGGUUGUGUUUAGCCCUUAUUGUAUUAACUAGAACGUGUAUUGCUUUAAUUACCGUGUGUGCUUUUGUAGCUUCCUAUUUAGUUUAUGGGCGCGUAUAUAUUUUGUCCAAGCCAAAGGGUCUUCGCGAGUUGUAGUUAGACGAAGGAAACGGAAAUCUCAUCGUUAAGCAAUUCAUCGCAUAGUAAUGUAUUGUGUUGUGCGUUUGCUCCUCUGAGAAUCAUGCACUGUAAAUACUUCAUUUCAUGCAUGAAAAACAAAUCAAGCCCCUAAUAGUCAGAUACAACUGUGAAAGAAACGCAAAAAUAAAUAAAAUAAAAUAAAAUAAAAAAGCAGCUAUGAUGGAGAGAGAGGUGGGACAGAUGGUGUGUGUGUGUGUGUGUGUGUGUGCGCCCGUGUGUGUGAUGUCAUAACCUUGCUUUGGCUGUAGAAGGAAAAGAUGAAGCAAGUGUUAAACAAUCUAGAAUUUAUUUUUUAUUAAUAGUGGGUUUUAAAGCCCUGACAAUAGUGCAAUACUUUUCUUAGCAUUACACUUCUUUUUCAGUGCGAGCUCAGAAGCAUGGAAAGUGUAAAUCUGUGUAGGUUUUUUCUUUUCCCUUUUUUUUUUCUUCUGCUCAGCCAGAGACAUCACACAACAGAAACUGCUGCUGUUUAUCCUCGAAACAGGUAGUGCCUCAGAUUUGGCCGUGCCAGGCUCUUCAGUGAAAUGCGUUCAGUCAGAGGUGUGUAACGGGAAGAAUAAAUACAUCAUCGCUGCUUGGAUUGUAA